AUGGCACCCAAGAGACUAGUGCGGAAGCAGUCAGUAAUCACCAAAAUCAAGGCCUUCCCGUUUGAUUUCUACUUGUAUCUCAAUGAAAUCAGGUUAUCGAUAGACUGGGACGAUUAUGCACCGACAUUGGGGUUGCCAUUUGGCAUUUCGGCCAUUGCUGCUUCGGUUUUGACGCAGUCCGUUCUACACUAUUAUACUUCCAUUAAUAGCCGAUCAAAGAAUGCCCUUUUCAAGUCGAAUCAUGUCCAGUACGAGAGCAUCAAGAACUCCCUAGUUCCGUUCGAUAAGAAUGUAGGUAUAAAGGCCCGGCGUUUCCCCGAUUUCCAGAAUGACUUGCCCACAACCACUACAUUUGUAUGGACGUUGAAUGUCUUGCAAGGCGUCAUUAUUCUACUCUCGAUUGUCAAUACAAUUUGGAUUUUCACGGGAAGCAGAAGUUACCAGCUUCUCUAUUGCAAGCAUAAACCAAAAUACAAAUCGGCGGUUCACCCCGCUAGUCAGGAGUCAUUUCUUUUUGUGACUAUAUAUUUUUUGUUCAAGUUGUUUUCAAGCCAAAGUGAGAGCGAAGGAGAAGACGAAGAGGAUGCUGCUCAAGAUGCCAAUGGAACCACGGAAUUGAACGACGAGGAGUACUGGGAGUUGAAAGUGUGGCAGCCCUCGAAAUUCUGUUUGAGCAUAUUUGUAGGGUUGAACCCCAUCAGCAGUUACAUAAGCUACAACUACACGUCGAAAUGCUCAUCGCUAAGCAUCAUUAUUCUCAUAGCCAUGAUCUCGGCUUUGAACUAUAAGUUGAUUGACAGUUUUCUAAACUUGAUCGACGAUAAGCAAAUCGUAUACCUGGAAAUGUUUUCAGAGUUCAACAACAAAUACGUCAAACCCAAGACCAACAUUUUGAAAAAGGAUGCCCUGGUGGACGCAACCCAGGGCCCCGAUAGCCUUUCAUCUGUUCUAGUCAAUCGCAAACCUUAUACGUUUACCAAGCUGCGGGCAUUCACUACCCACGAUGCAAAAGGUCACGCCGUGACCGAAUACGUCGAGCCACCAGCUGACGGGGAAAAUUUGGGUCAGGGCCAGGGCCAACAGGCAAGUUUCUUACCACCAUCUCCAUCGCGAGUGCCGGAUCCGAGAACAAGUCGUUUACUGAGCAGAUUUCCUAGUCGCCGGUCGAGUGUUUUCAAUCACGAACCGAAUUAUUCAGUACCACCAUCGUAUCCUUUCCAUCCUCAGCACCAUGAUAACCACCACCAUUAUAGGUCAUCCACGCCAUAUGAAAACGCAAAUAUACACCCCGACUUGAUGCGUUCGGGCCCCUUCCCCAGAUUGCCCCAAUCCUCCGAGGGCACGACUUUUUAUCCAUACAACAACUACCCAGCGAGGGAGAGUCCCUCUCACAGGUGCAACUACAGCGCCAGAAACAGUCCGCAACGGUUAUCUCCCAUGAGACCUAAUCUAGAAUACGACAGAAGAGGAAGCGCAGACCUUUACGAUCAGCACAUUUACCACGAGCCACUGGGGAUGCGAUCUCCUUCGCCCGAGAGAAGCCCCAUAUAUUAUAGAAGCCCCUCGCCACGCAGACCUCCAGACUUUAGCAAACAACAACCCCCACCGCCUGGUGCUCCUCGGUGA
This is a messenger RNA of Lodderomyces beijingensis, 1626 nucleotides long. NCBI's taxonomy places the organism in Eukaryota, Fungi, Ascomycota, Pichiomycetes, Serinales, Debaryomycetaceae. The record is from the annotation of a GenBank genome assembly.